AUGAUCUAUUUAAGUCUCUGUAUGCACUAUGAAAAAAAAUCAUCGAAUCCAAAGCGAAGCCCAGUUUCUAAACCAAUAUUUCAUAAUGCAUUCAAUUCACAAGCCCAAGUUGACCUUAUUGAUAUGCAAAGUCAAAGUAUUAAUGAAUUUAAAUUAAUUAUGAAUUGUCUGAACGAUCUAACAAAAUGUGUACUACUUAGACCUUUAAAAUCAAAACGUACCGAAGAAAUAGCAUUUAAUUUAAUCGAUAUUUAUACCACAUUUGGUGCACCUGCAAUACUCCACUCUGACAACGGAAGAGAAUUUGUAAGCACUAUUAUAGCUGAGCUUUAUGUGAUGUGGGGCGAUAUUAAAAUAGUACAUGGCAAACCAAGGCACAGCCAAAGCCAAGGGUCGGUAAAAUGA
Messenger RNA from Rhopalosiphum maidis (corn leaf aphid), 405 nucleotides. RefSeq names its product KRAB-A domain-containing protein 2-like. The transcript has a single exon. Lineage: Eukaryota; Metazoa; Arthropoda; Insecta; Hemiptera; Aphididae. Bases 1 to 405 code for a protein of 134 amino acids. Gene Ontology annotation, biological process: DNA integration. The record is from RefSeq and is a predicted model, not a curated record. Gene Ontology annotation, molecular function: nucleic acid binding.